Molecule: messenger RNA, 426 nt
Organism: Chrysemys picta bellii (western painted turtle)
Lineage: Eukaryota; Metazoa; Chordata; Testudines; Emydidae
Product: ribonuclease-like
Biological process (GO): defense response to Gram-positive bacterium
Molecular function (GO): nucleic acid binding; RNA nuclease activity
Source: RefSeq, a predicted model, not a curated record
AUGGGCGUUCUGAAGGGCACCGGCCCCCUCUUUCUGGCACUGCUGGUGGCCUGCCUGCUCCUGUGCGCCUCAACCCACGGCCCGCGCUAUCAGAAGUUCCUGCGGCAGCACCUCGACAACCCGCGGACCAAUGCUGGGCGGGAUUACUGCUGGGCCAUGAUGCAGCGCCGGGGCAUGGCCCGGCCCUGCAAAGACAUCAACACCUUCAUCCACGCCUCCCGGGCCCAGCUCCGGAGCGUGUGUGGGGACGGGGGCACGCCCUACCAGGGCAUGCGCCGCAGCAAGAGGCCGCUGGCCGUCACCACCUGCGAGCUCAGGCGGAUGCAGGGCGCCCGGUGCAUCUACCGCAGCCAUGCGGCCUCCAGGUACAUUGUCAUUGGCUGCGUCCACGGCAUGUGGCCGGUGCAGUACAACGAGAAAGCGUGA